Messenger RNA from Diachasma alloeum, 2656 nucleotides. Its product is annotated as nose resistant to fluoxetine protein 6. The record is from RefSeq and is a predicted model, not a curated record. The transcript is spliced from 14 exons. Gene Ontology annotation, molecular function: acyltransferase activity, transferring groups other than amino-acyl groups. NCBI's taxonomy places the organism in Eukaryota, Metazoa, Arthropoda, Insecta, Hymenoptera, Braconidae. Bases 411 to 2546 code for a protein of 711 amino acids.
UGAAAUUCACGCAAGAACUGGCACUCUCAGUUACAUCCUAAUCCAGUGAAUUUCAAAUUGUGUCUUGAUAAACACCAGUGUAUUUACUUAGAGUGAAUAACUUGUAUUAAAAGGUGUUUCUAUUGAGAACGUUACGAAAAGAAGUUGUGUUGUGUAUCCAAUGGUGAUAAAUGUGUUUAUAAUCGUGCGAAAAACUCAAAAAUCACGUGGGAGAUUCAUUCCCAGUAAUGUCAAAAUUAUUUUUCCUUUCAGAAUAUCAAAGUUAUUCCAAAUACUUGAUUAAGGAGUGCGAAUCUGAAUCAAAUGUGUAUCUGAGCGGUUCCCACGAGACCUUGUAUUCGAAAUUUAUGAAUAUUAGGGAGUUUUUUCAACAGAAGUAGUGGAGUGGAACAGUCUUCGUGAAGGAAACCAUGGGUUAUCCCACAUCUAAAAAUGAGCAAACACAACUGUAUAGAUAUAAUUUCCUGGUGGUGCUAUGGUUUUCGAUGAUAUUUAGGAUAGCUGAUGGAAUCAAUUUAUCCGAUGUAACGCAAUAUACACUGCCAGCAUAUGCGAUUGCAAGUAGAGCGGAGUUACUGCCUCGAUCGAGUCUGUGUCACCAAGAGUUGAAACUCUUCAAAGAAGCAGUCGAUAAUCGUACACUAUGGAGCUUACGGAUGUUGGAUUCCAGCGGACAACCAAAAUCAGGUUUUUUGUACGGAAACAAUUACUGGCUAGGCAGUGAACACCAAUGUUACGACACAUUGAACAGUGCACCUUUCGCCUUGAGUCCAAAAAUAUUGGAGAACAAUAGUAUCUAUAGGAAAUCAGAGGAAGAAUUGGCACCAUUCAAAUUGAAUUUUUUCGCUGUGUAUAUUGUACAUAAUAGCACAUUGCAAUACCACGUGAAACAACCUGAUGAAAAUUUGAUAACAUUGGGAUUAUGUCUUCCUGCUACAUGCAGUACUGGAGAAUUGAGCCAAAUUUUGGUAAAAAUUUUUAAUGAAAGGACGCUUCUAAUCGGUCAUCUCAAUAGAAUGGACUUCAAACUUCAGGAAGUGAAGAAUCUCACUUAUGAUCUUCACCACUUUGUUAAUUUCCGUAUGAUUUUUAUGGGAUUACUGAUAAUCAUAACCAUGUUGAUCAUCAUUGUUGCAACCACCUAUGACCUUUGUGUCCAUCAAAAGUAUUUGCGAGUAAAGGACUUGCGUGAUAACUUUGGGAAUAAUGAUGCUGUUUCCCACAAAGGAUUAUCUGAAACAACUUCGUCCAGGAAAGCCACAAAAAUACUGAUGUGUUUUUCGGCUUACACUAAUUCCAAAGAUAUAUUCACAAUAUCCAAGAAAGAGGGUUCAAUUGAUGCUCUCCAUGGCAUUAGAGUUUUAGGAAUGGGGUGGAUGAUACUGCUGCACACGUUAUUAUUCGGAGAAUCAUUCAUGGAUAAUAAAACCAUGGCGUAUCGGAUGAUUCAAUCAUUACCAUUACAAGUUCUCAGUAACGGCUCGGUGUCAGUUGAUACUUUUUUCUUCAUGAGUGGAUUUUUAUUGGCUUAUACAUUUCUUGAGAGUGCAAGAAAAAAGAGCGAGGAUUCAAAGAAUAUCUCGUGGCAAAUUUUUUUCCAGCGAAUUAUAAGAAGAUACUUCAGGCUCACUCCUCCCUAUGUGAUAAUCAUUGGCACUGCUGAUAUAGUUUUUUCAUGGUAUGGCAAAACCUCACAGUUCUACAUACAUGAAAGGCCUUAUGAAACUUGUCCCUCAUAUUGGUGGAGAAAUGUCUUUUACAUAAAUAAUCUGUUCAAACGUUCAGAAAUGUGUUUAUACUGGAGUUAUUAUCUUUCCAAUGACAUGCAAUUCUUCAUCAUUGGCUCCUUUUUGCUAUUUUUAUCACAGAGAUACCAUUACACAGCAGUAGGAAUCUUCUCCACAAUGUUCCUCGUAACUACUAUUGCAGCAGGGGUCAUAACUUAUAUGUCUGACUAUGCACCUACUGUGGAUGAGCAGCUGAAUACCCUGGAUAUCUUCUAUGAUCCUCCGUGGAUGCGUAUCGGGCCGUACCUGGUCGGACUGGCGACCGCUUAUAUCUUGAUCACUGUAUUGAGGAAGAGAUUGAAUGUGAAAACGAAGACUUUGUGGCUUUUCUGGUUCCUCGGUCUUUCUUGUAUUGUUCUCGUACUCUUCGGUCUCUACGAAAGGCGAAUACCUAUUGUUCCAACAUCCUUCUACAUCGCUUUGUAUAGAACCGUUUGGAGCCUUGGGAUUGCAUGGAUAGUAGUGGCGUGCAGUACAAAUCACGGCGGUAUCAUUAACAGAAUAUUAUCCUUCAAAAUUUGGCAGCCAUUCAGUAAAUUGUCAUACUGUGCCUAUUUACUCAAUCCGAUAUUGAUUGCUGUUCUUCAUUUAAGCAGUGAAGCGUCGCUCCAUGCGGAGCUUAUCCCGCUCGCAUACGUUGCCUUCGGCGUUUUCGUCAUAUCGUAUCUGGGUGCCUAUUGUCUAUCGGUGAUGUUUGAGCUACCAUUUUUUUUACUCGUGAACAUUUAUUUCGACAAAAAAACCAAGGGAAAAAAUUGACCACCGAUGAAUAACAUAGCUUCAAAGAAUUUUAUCAUGGAAUAUUUGAAAUAUACGAACAUCAAGAUUGUAAUUAUUGGAAUCCUUGAAAUAAAUUAAGCUAAACUUUA